Caenorhabditis auriculariae is the source of this 17390-nucleotide messenger RNA. The record is from the annotation of a GenBank genome assembly. Lineage: Eukaryota; Metazoa; Nematoda; Chromadorea; Rhabditida; Rhabditidae.
AUGGAUAGCGUUUAUAAUGGCGCCGCCGACGCUUCAAGGUUUUAUUCAAAAUUUCUUUGCAGUUUUUUUGAACUUUCUCUGCUGAAUAAGGUUUAAAUAUAAAUUAGGUGGUUUUUUUCUUUUUUUCCAAGUUUAAUAAUAAAAGCUAGUCUCAUUUCAGUUGUUUUCAAAAAAAUUCAUUACCCUCCGAAAAAAAGGAUUAUAGAGAAAAAAACUGAUCAAAAUUUAUUUUCAAAACUGUUUUUUCACUCGUUUUAUUAUAACGUUUGUAGCUCACAUCUUGACACACUUCCUUCGGAAGUAACCGAGUUAGCCGCCAAGUACAAUUACGUAUUAUCAGAAGACCGUAGUAUUCAAAAAGAGGUAUAUUCGAUAGGGAAGAAUUUGACCUUAUCAAUUGUUUCAGGUAAUCCUCUUAAAAAAGAUCAUCCGUGAGGCACUCAACAAGAAAUUGAAAAUAAAAGCUGGCUAUGCUCAAAUACAGGUUAGUUUUUAAACUUUGCUUUGAUUUUCUGUUGGGUUUUUUCUUCGAACCUGUGAAAAUCUAAGACACGCAAGGAAACAUCAAUGAAAAAAAAAAGAACAAAAAAGGGAAAAAAUAUUGAUAUCUGAGAAACAUAAAAGGUUUCUCAAUGAAUAUUUCGCGUUUUACGUUGUUAAUCCCACGAUUAAUUGUUUACAGAGACUGACGCAUGAUCGGCGGCAACAAGACUUUUUGAAAAAAGAGUUCCGGGAGCUCAGCGAACAGAUUUCGGAUAUGCAAGAUGAUCUUCAGACAUUAGAUGUCUAUGAUACCGGCGCAUUUGGUAAAUUCGCAGGACCAAAGUUUGAAAAACGAAAACACAACUGUUAGGAAUAACGUAGUUAUGUAGGUAGUUUGUGAAUGUAGUUCAGUUUUGUUAUUCUUGCUCCAACCACUUGAAAAUCACUUCACAGGAAAUUUACUAAGAGUAUUCUUUCGAGCCACUUGAAACUGGAACGACAUUUACAAAUCAAAUUAUGCCAGCAAAAAAUGAAAUACUUUUUUUCCCAGGAGAAUGAAAAACUGAAAAAAAGCGUACUUGUACCGAGGUAAUCAUUAUUAAAACUUAGGCGACGACGAUGUCACCGAUGAGAUGACGUCGAGUUUGAGGAACAAUCUGUCGGACAACGACACGGAGAACAACCCGCGGCUCGUUUCUCUGCAGGUCCUUAUAAAAUUCUUUGAAUUUAUUCAACAAUCCGUGUUUUCAGAAGGAUCUCGAAAAAGAGCAGAAAGUCAAAAAAGGGCUCGAAAACUACUUGCGUAACGCGACUGUCAAACAAACGUGUCGCAAUGAGUCGCAGAGUCUUUUGGAAGUAAGUGAAAAGUUUUGAACGGGGCGAAAAUGAAUGAUUACAGGAUAGCCGAGCUAAAAUCGCUAUGCUACGGAUGCAAAUUGAUAAAAUCAAUCAGGACCAUAAUGGUUCAGCAGGUAGAGGUUGAAAACAUUUUCAUAAAAAAAGUUAACAAAGUUGAAGUAACUUUUUAUCGAAAGAAAUUGUUCAGUUUUUCGAUUCGAGUCGCUGAAAAAAUGCUCAGAGUUCAAAAAAAAAUUACAGACAUCGAGAAAAAGUCAAAGACGGAAAUAGUCAUCGAGGAUCUUCUCUAUCGAUUCCACAAAGAGAUGGCAUUGAUGGACGGAGCUCGGAACAUGCUCAGAACUUUGAGAGCUCAAAAGAAAAACCGAUGCCAAGAGCUUGAACGAUGUAACUCUUUUUUUUCUCCAUUUUAUCAAAAAAGUUUAUUCGAAAAACAAAACAAAACUACAAUGUAGUUUCAAAAAAUUAGAGCUCUUGUGAAACUACAAAGUGAUUUGAACUUCAGUUAGAGUAAUUUGAAAACGGAACACAUAGCUUGAAAAAAAGUUGUACAUUUUUGAAACCACGAAAAUUAGUCUGCCAGAAAAAAAUCUGAGUGAGAUUUUGUUUGAAAGAAUUUGAAAACACAAUGAAACAUCGAGAUCCUUGCAGGCAUCGCAAAACUUUGUGCAAUCUGCGGAGAAAACGGACCUCAUUCACAUGUCUCUGCUUAAGUAUUGGUAAAUUAGCACGUUUGUUGAAUGAUUAAUGCUGUCAAUUGCAGCAACCAACUUCCUUUGGAUUGUGCGCGCCAGAAAGAACUGAUGGAGGAGAUCGGAGAGAGCAAAGUACCGUCGCCGCCGCAUAUGCGUCUGCAGGACCGCUUCACUCCGCCCAGUUCCGUCGUCGGCCAGGUUUAUCCCACUCGCUAAUCAAACUCUUGUGAAAAAUGGAUGGGAGAAAACGGGAAAAAGACGAUCAAAAAGUGAAAAAUUGCGCUCAGAUGUUUUAAUAUGUGGUUAGGCAAGAUGAAUUCCCACAUUUUGAAAUUCCGUUCAAAGAUGGACGAAUAUUUAAUAAAAGACUCCGGUGUAUUGAGAAGAGGACGCUUAAAGGUAUCUUUCAUGGAAAGUUUGGAACUUUAUAGAUUUUCUCAAUCCUCUCAAUUUUUCUGGACAGAUUAGCUCUUGAAUAGCUGCACUAUUUUUUUUUAAGUAGUGAGAAGCCUCAAAAACAUCUUUUUCGACUUCGCUUCAUUUUAAAUCUGCAAAGUUGUUCAAAUUUUCAAGUUCAAAAUUUGUUAGAGAUACUAAAACAUCAAAAAAAUAAAUAUAACAAGAUAGAAAUGUUUUUUUGUUGGAAAUGGAGUAUAUAUAUUUAUAUAUAUUUAGCUAAAAAAAUUGAAGUUUAAGCAACACGCCUUUUUUUAUAAUUCUCUACUGUGAAUUGAAAAAAAUAAAAAUCAGUUUGGAUGAUCGAUGGGAGUAUUUCAAACUCUCAAUGUUCAGUUUUGAAAACCCCUCUCCCAGUCUCAAGCAUAAAAUAGAAAUCAAAUUAAAAUUUUUUUAUCAAGUUUAAAACAAAUAUGAGGUUUGACAUUGAACAUGCAACUUUUUAUCACAACACUUUGUUUUUUGAGAAGUUCCAGAAAUACUUUCAAGAUCGAAAAAAAUUCCCACCAAAUUCCAUAAUUUAAUCAAACCACUUUUGAAGUAUCUUCUUUCUGAACAAAUUCACUUCCUCUUCGUCUUUUUUCAAUGUUUCGUUAAAAAAAAAACGGAAAACGGAAGUUGAGCUUUUCUAAUCUCUGCAAAUUAUCAACGGAAAAAAGGGACUGAUAAGACGCUCAAAUGCAAAAAAAUUUCGCAUUUUUCGAAAAUCCUACUGAGAUUGAAGAAGAAAUGAUUUUGCGAAGCUGAAGGUGAUGAAAGAAUAACCGACAGAAGAAGUCGAAACGUAGGGAUGGGUCAUGCGGAAGCGAAUAUUUUCUAAAAACUCUUCUGACGCAUCGGAAAAAUGUGAGACGCAUCUGAGCAUGUACAUAAUCGUCUCCUAGGUUUCAAAUUUACGCUUAGAUUCAAGCCCUCACGCGCGGAGGAAGUGACGAGGAUUGGAACAAAGAAAAGCCAUUUUGAAUUUCGAUCGUAAAAUCCAGAACGAAAAUUUACUAAUUUUGUAAAGCGUUGUCUUGGUUUCGAAAAUGAAAAACUUGUCUUACUGUAAUUCUUUGUCAACAACAAAAGUAGGAAUUCCAAAUGACUUCCGAAAUGGAGAAAGUCUAAUUUUGUUCAUAUAAAUAAAGCAGAUUUGCCGAGCGUUCUUUCCGGGUCGACCCGUCGUUUGGAGUAGUCAUUUCAAAGCGAACCAGGUCGCCCUGGGGCGACCCAUCUCAUUGGCACUUCCUACAUUAAAGCUUAAUUUUUUUAUGAACAAAUCAGAAAUAACUCAGGGGAAGUGCUUAUAAAAAAAAUUGAAGAAAAAAAGGGAGGGACUUUUUUUCGAAUUUUUCGAAAAAAAGUAAUCUCGAAAGCCUUAUCUAAAUGAAACAUCUCCGAGAUUUCAGCUCGAUACUUGAAAACGAAACUUUAAAUAGAUUCUCAAGAAAAAAUAGGUUUUAUCAAGACUAACUAUUGAAUGGUAGUAGUUGCUUACAUGGCGUCAUAAACCUUAUUAUGAAUGGAAGCUUUAUCCGCAGAAUAAUCUUUGCUGGAAGUUUUUUUCCAAUCUGACGAGUCCAAAAAGAUCAGUUUUGAAAAUAAGCGCAUCUUAUUUUCAGGACUACGUGAACACUGGCAGUUUACCGCGGAACAUCUACGGGCGAAGACACAGCAUCAUGCCCCCGACCCUUGCCAUCAGCGGGAAGCUCGAAGUCUGUAGUAAAAAUACUCUCAAAUUGAAACUUUUCCUGGAGCCAAACGGUCUAUUUUGGAGAACUUGGAAACUAUAUUUUUGGCAAACUACAGAUAUAAAAUAUGAACAACUAAAAUUUGUGAACUUUCAGUAGCAAAAAAAUAGAGAAGGAGAUUUCAAUAUUCUUGAAGUUUGUACAAUUUCAAGUUUAAGAGUACUAUACCGAAAAUAAAUCAUACUAAAAAAAUUGCGGAGGAAAAGAUCACGGUCUUUAUUUUUGAGCCGCUACCGCUUAGUUUCCUGUUCGAACAAGCGAGGGAAGUCUUAAAGCAAAAUUCGAAAAUAAAUCAACUUUUCUCUAAGGAUCUUCAAAAAAAAAACUAUCGCAAUCUAAUAAAGAUAUGACUAGCUCGAAACGUCAACGUUACUCUCAUUUGCAUCCACUUUUUCAUUAUUUUUAGCUUUCAACUAUUUUGCAACACCUCAAUUUUUUGCCUGAUGAUGUGUCAUCGCUCAAAAAGUUUCCUUAGUGGUAUCAAUUUGCUGAGACCCUCACUUUGCCGCUUGGAAAGGUUUCAUAAAAACAGAAUUAGUCAUCUGCAUAUCGUCUUGCAUGAUCAGUUUCCAUGUAGGUUCGUGUGAUUGGCUGUGUGGCAGUUGUGAAUGAAGUGGCAAAUCGCGCACACCGUACCGAAGCCCUGGGAGUUUCCGCGUCGAGCGGCCUCUCUUUUCCGGACUCUUCCAACAGCAACUCGAGCUCCAGAUCCAAGAGUCGUGGUCCUGUUCGCACUAUCAGCGGGUUUGUUGCACAAAUAUCUCAGGAAUGUAAAACGAGGCCGGAGUUUCAAAAACGACAGUCUGUAGGGAAAAUGACGCGAUUCCAUAAGAUGCAAAUUUUUUUCGGUUUGAUCAUUCUUUGCGUCUGCAUACAUGGCGCUUUUUAGGAUAACGCAUACUGAAAAGCGCAAACUUUUGAAAAACGGCUUUGUUGUACAUUUUAUUUAUUUUGUUUCAAAGUUUGAAAUUAAAUCAAAAAUAGUGGACUACAAAGAGAAUCCCCUCAAAAACAGUUUUUUUGCCGUUUGGAAAGUUAUUGGCUACCCUAGACGCAAACAUUAAAAUUUUUUUGAUUCUUUUGAGAUGGGAAAAACGCAAAUUUGAAAAUUAAAAAAAAUUUCGAUCAGAUCUUUGAAAGCUCCCAACUCGACAUUGCAAGUUUCACGUCGUCUUUUUUUUUUGAGUUCCGUCUCGGUAGUAGCACUUUUUAUAAAUUUUGUUUCAGAAUACCUUUUUAUUAUUUUUGUAAUGCUCAAUAUUGUGAGUGGAAUGCAAUUAUAGAAACUUUUCAGCAUUUUCGCUUUGCGAAAAAACCUUUUGACUGUGAACAUAGUACUUUUCCAGUUCCGGUGAUGAAGUUUUUGUUGUCUUGCGAGUCGACAGCAAAAUUGUCGCUCAGACCGACGCUCGACCUCUCGGACACAAUCUCUGGGAUCACAGAUUCGACUUGGAACUUGAUCGAGUAGAUUAAAAUUUUUAAGGUUUUGCUAUAAAAAAUGAACUUUCAGUCGAAGGAGCUGGAGUUUGAAGUAUUCUACAGAGACGAGCGGUCGAUGUGUGCUUUCGCAAUCGUGAAGCUGAGCAACUUGGUCGAGAACCCGUCGAAAGUUGGAAUGCUGGUGCAACUCGAGCCUCAAGGACAGCUUUUUGUGCAGGUUUCCCUAUCUUCAAUUUCUCUUUCAGAUCUGAAGUUGAACGGGUCAAAGUAAAUCAAAUUUUUUAAAGAGGAAAAUAGUUGAAUCGCCGAGAAUCGAAAAGCCGUGGCAGUCAAAGAAAGUUCUCUGCAGUAUUUUCCAAGCUUUUACUAGAGUUUCAAAAAAGCCAACUUUACGUGGCUCAUCAAACAAUGCGUUAGUUUAGAGUAAUUAACUGAACGGGAUUAGUGAAUAAUUCUUUUUUGCUGCAUUCGUUCUUGUACUAGAAAAGUUGGCAACAAAACGCCGAAAAUUGAAAAGUUGCUAUUAUUUCUAACGAACAUGCAAGUCAAGGUAGACCCCAGCUCGGACCUUAGUAAGGCAAACUGGACAAGCCCCGGACGUUUUUUAACAUUUCAGGUGACCUUUUUAGUAGUUUUAGCAUUUUUGAGUGAUUCCUAGAACUGCUUAGAAACGUCCGGAGCGCGCCCGUAUUUCGUUACCGAGGUCGAAAGGUUUCUUCUACAAAAAAAAACAACGAACGCGUGUUUAGAAAAAAAAAAAUUGGAUACCUUAAUAUUGGAACAAUUCAGUUCCACUACCUGAAUCCAGUGGUCAGCCGCAAGCCUAAACUCGAGCGGCAGAAGCGUCUUUUCCGUGUUCGAGGUUGAACUGAGUGAAACGGACACCGGAUUUCUAUUUUUUCAAUUUUAGAAGGCGCCGAUAACGAAGGCGUCAAAAAGCAAUUGGGAGUCUUUGCCUUCUCACGUCUUCUUAGAAGUCGUGGUAAUGAACCCAUUGUCGACUUUGGUAAAGGUGAGUCAGAAAAAAAGCUUUCAUGCAUCCGAUUGAACUCUCAGGUAGAAGCUCUGCCUCUCAAUCGCAAGAACUGGGUUACGAACGCAACCGGCCAUUCAGACAAUCCAUUCACGCUGUCAGUCUUUCAUUGAUCUCUUCUUUUGAAAAAAAGAGCUUUAAAGAACUUUAAUUAUUUCAGGCGUUCGGUGCCAAACGUGCUGCCAACAGCAAGAAUGUCCCUAUUCCCAGUGGCCGCGAGGAUAAAGAUAAGGUAUAACACUCUUCCCACAAUCUUAGGACAAAUAAGACAAGUUUAUGCCGACGGAAGUGUAAACGACAGGCACAUACUGUGGUCUAAAAGUAGUUAUAAAAAUGGUUGGUGAAAAGCAGUAAUGAAAAAAAAACCCUUUUUUCCCUUCAAGCGAAAAAAAGGCUCACGAGUGAUUUUUAACUCAAUGCUUUGAUUGAUGUUCAGAAAAAAAGAAAAACGAACAGGAAGAUUAACUAUUAGUUAAUUAAAAAUGACUUCAAUAUGAUAAUGAGCGGGAAUUAUUCAAAGCAAAGUUUUCCAAAUGUCGUUAGAGUUUUUUUCUGUGAACGUCAAAUUUCUAGCUUUUCUCAUAGGAAAUUCAAAAUUUGGUUUAUUUGGGAAAUCACUUUCCCAGAGAAUGACGAAUUAGAAGCAAAGAUCACUUUGUACAAAAGCAAUGAUUCAUGGAUAAUCGAUUCUGAAAUAAACAAAACUUCUGCUCGAAACAAGGCAUUUCAUAUCCGAGCUCCCAGUUAUUCCAUCUGUCGCCUUUCUAAGAGGAAAUUUCGCCAAUUUCUGACUGCCUUUUUGAUUUUUAUAUUUGCAUAAGUGUUUUAACGACGGUUAUUGCAGCGCUCUCGCAUCAUUUUUCCUUUGAAAGAUUUUGUUUUUUGCUCUUUUUCAUCAAGAUAAAAGUACAGUGGGACGAUAAAAUUAUUCUCGCUGUACUUUGUAAAAAACCCAAAAAAAUUUGUAGUCAUAGUGAGACUUCAUUUUUCGAUUUCCUGUGAGUCUUGAAAAAAAAGAGUAUUUCCUCUUUUUUUUUAAACUACUUAUCACUGAAAUUUAUUUUUUUAGCGCUGAGUGCUUUUAAUAAAUAUAAAUGCGUAUGCAAAUACUGAAGCUUUUUGCUGGUUUUUUCCUGAUUUUUUUCUUUAUACUUGUAAAGUACUGCUUUCAAAAAAAUCUCAUAAAUGCAACUAGAUGAACAUUUUUUUCUAAGGAAUAGAACACAAGAACGCCUGGAAAAACUGUAAAACUAAUGUUUUUGUAUAAUCAAUAAUCGAAUUAUAACAAAUGUCGGUCAAAACAAGUCAGUUCAAAUGCCGAACUCCGCCUCAUUUCAUCAUAAAAAAUGUCGUUCUUUUCAAAAAGAGUAGAAAGCCGGCCAACUUUCUUAGAAUUGUUUGUCACUUUAAUGUUUGUCUAAGGCCUUGAGCACUAAUUCACAGCUGUUUUUCGGAGUAACCUGAGCAAGUUCAAGAAGUAUUUAUUUAGUCAAACUCGAAAAUAAUCUGUGAAGCACCUGCUAAAGUAUCCCACUUAGAGUUUGUCUCAAUGAUGGGUGUCUAAUUGAACACCACGUAAUUUAUUACUUAAUUUUAAAAAAGCACUGAAUCAUAUUGUAAUUUGCUUGUCUCCUCCUACUCAUAUUCGUGGUAGGAAGUUUCAUGAGCUCCGUCAUUUAAGACUUCAACUCUUUCCCAGAUUCUGUGCUCCGAUUCAAAUGGGUAAUUUCUUGUGCUGCCUCCCUGAUGAAGUGGAAUUUGUAAAUAUUCUAUUUGAAACUUGUAAUAGGGAGUUUCUUUCAGAAGAGAAUGGACGAGGAUUUGUCCGUUGAGGCUGUGGCUGUGCAGCCACCACGAGCUCAGCCAGCUCCUCCUGUCACAACUUCCGCCUUCUCCUUCGAGGAUUUCCGGCUUAUCAGCGUUCUCGGCCGUGGUCACUUCGGAAAGGUGCUUGAUGAGUUCCUGGAGUUGUUUUUGACUAUUUUUUCCUUGCAUCAUUUUUUUUUUGAACGAGCGAAGUUGGACGUUUCUUAUGAAUUUCAACAUUGAACUUUAAAAAAAAAUUUUUUUCAGGUGAUCCUUUCGCAACACGGUCCCACAAAGACCUAUUACGCUCUGAAAGCUUUGAAAAAAGGUGACAUCCUGGGUCGUGACGAAGUUGAAUCUCUUUUGGUCGAAAAACGAAUCUUCGAGGUUCAUCUUACUUCCCAGACUUGUUCUGAUUCCUCCAUUCCAGGUCGCUUCUCGAGCCCAACAUCCAUUUUUGGUGAACCUUCACGGAUGCUUCCAGUCUCCGGAGCACGUCUUCUUCUGUAUGGAAUACAGCAUGGGCGGUGAUCUGAUGCGCCACAUUCACGACGACGUCUUCGGCGAAGACCGUGGCUGCUUCUACGCUGCUUGCGUUGUUCUGGGACUCGAGUUCCUCCACAAGAACAACAUCAUCUAUCGGUAAAAUAAAACAAGACCUUAUCAAGGUGAAAGAGCGGUUUAAGAGAUAUCAAGCUUGAUAAUCUCUUGCUCGACAAGGAUGGAUAUGUCAAAAUGGCGGACUUUGGAUUGUGCAAAGAAGGAAUGGGCCCAACUGAUAAGACUACCACUUUCUGCGGCACUCCUGAAUUUUUGGCCCGUACGUUUCUGUUUCUGUUUUGUUCUCAAAUCGGAAUUCCAGCCGAGGUCUUGGCCGACUCUUCCUACACUCGGGCCAUUGAUUGGUGGGGUCUAGGAGUGCUGGUCUUCGAGAUGUUAGUCGGAGAGCCUCCUUUCAAUGGCGACGAUGAAGAGGAGAUUUUCGACAGCAUCAUCAGCGAGGAAGUGCGGUACCCACGGUACCUAUCUGUCGAGAGCAUCAGCAUCAUGCGUCGAGUACGUCACAGAAAAUAUAUUCUCAUCAGAAAGUCCUGAUUAAGCUUCUUCGUAAAAAUCCUGAAAAACGUCUCGGCUCUGGAGAACGUGACGCCGAAGACGUCAAAUGCCAGCGUUUCUUCCGCGUACGCCUCUCUUUGACUCAUUUUCACUUUUUAAUUAAUAAACUGAGAUGUGACUAAUAUAAUUAUGAUGCGUUCAGCACAUCAACUGGGAAUGGGAAAAGCUUCUCUCGCGCGAGAUCCGUCCUCCUUUCAAGCCGGACAUCGUGAGUUAUCAACAAAUCGAUUGAUUUAAAAAGUUAAUCAUGUCCUUUCAGAGAAACCCUGAAGACGUUUCGAACUUCGACGACGAGUUCACUUCUGAACGUGCUCGCGUCUCGUCUGCAAAAAAUAAUCACGUCAUCACCGAGGCCGAUCAGCGCCUUUUUGCAAACUUUGAUUUUUCCGGGUUUUAAAAACCCAAAUCUUGUCAAAUUUCCUGUUUUAUGUGUAAAUAAUAGGUACAUUAGAAACUUCCUCAAUCCGCAACCAGUUUUUGGCGGGAUCUAAUUCGUGUAUUCUUGUGUUUUUAUUUUGUGAUCAAGUGCAAUAUUCAAUCAAAAUCCCUGUAUCUUUUAAACUUCUUUGGUGUAACCGUGUCUGAAAAUGUAUUGAAAAGUGUAACUUUUUUUUCCGAAUUUCCUGUUUAUUAACCUUCUACGCAAUACGCCUACUCAAAGAUUAUGAUUUUGCUCAUGAGCGCCCCAUGCGUUUUUUUCCGCGCAGCUCUAAAGCUGGCCGCUUUACAACUUAUUUGGGUAUUUUGUAAAUUUCAAAUGUCCUAAUUUUUUUUUCAAAACGAUGAACGCGGUUUUCCUAUAAGUACUCUACACAUUGAGAAUCGUGCAUUACUUUAUUGUCUAACAUUUAUUGGUUUUGAUUCCCAGAGCCCCAUUUUUUAGAACUUUCAUUUUGUUACUAAGGGUAUUCUCAUGCCUUGUGACUCAUGAAACAUCGCUGUUGUCGUAUAAACUUUCUCUAAGAUUCCCGUUAACAUGCAAAGUACAAACUAAAUUCGGAUACUCGUUUAUAAACAACAUUUUCUGGCGAUGAGCAGAAAUAGAUGCGAUUAUAUGAAGUUAAUUAGGUUUUAUUCUUUGUCAGGGAAAAAAAAACGAGGAUCUCAAAUUCUCAUAAGCAACGUGAUAUGAGUCAACGGAGUAAAUUGGCAUCAUGGCGAAAGUUAGCAUCGUUUUACGCUUCUCCUCAAUGUACCUUUUUCUGAGCUCUCAACAUCCGACUUACAGUGUUUGCUAUAAUUGGACGUGGCAAGUUCCGGUUUCUAAAAAUACUAAAAAUCCGCACUUGAAGAGUCUCUAAAUGAAUAUUCUGAAGGAGUAAAAAGAGAUACCGUGUCAUCUGAAGGAAACUGUUUCUUUUUUCCAAAAUUCGGAAGUCUUUCAAAACUUCAGAAACUAUUUUGAUUUGCAUUGACUUCUGUCAACAGUAAUCCUCUCAAUCCCUAGGUAGACAGAAGGCUUCAAUAUUUCAGAUGAACUGACUUUUCUAUUUUCUGAGCCGACGGUAACCUUAGCGACGUAGCUGCUCUUAUUAGCGCGUUUCCAGAAAAAUAAUAAACAGAAGGACAUCAAAACUUUCGAAAUUUUAAAGCUCAUAAUCUUUUUCAACUCAUUCCGAAUUCACUACUAGAAGAUGUAUCAAUUUUUUUCUUUUCUUAUAUUCUAUGAUAUUCUGAAGAAUCGGCAAAAAAACUUUUAAAUCAACUCGACUUAGUGAGCCUGUUUUCAUUAUCUGAUGAAUUUUAUAUUCGCGUUCCAAAAGAAAGCUCAGACGGAUUGCGCUACAAUUUAUUCGAAGUUCUCCAAUCUCAAAGAAAACAUUUGCUUUUCUUUUAAUUUUGCCAAUCCAGUAAAGGAAAAACAGAAAUUCUUGCUAAUUCGUGCAACUUUCAAGCUUCCUAUUUGCUUUCUCAGUUUUUAUCGAAUAUCUUUCUAGAUUUUAGAAGGAAGUCAAAUCCGUGAUAAAUGCCACCUCGUUGAUAUAGGAAAAGUUUUUCGAAUUUUCUCACAUUUUUUCUUUCCAACCACCAGGUUUGAAAAAUGAGUGUUAGUAGCGUGAUCGUGAGAACUGAACUUUGCAGGUUUCAUCGCCCAUUAUUCAUGCGAAAAGACGCUGACCUUGUGCUCCCAUAAAAGUCGUUAAACUCUUUCCCACUCAUUUGGCUCAAAGAAACGGAAACUUUCAAAUUUUAAAUUGCUGUUUUUCCUGGAAAAAAGUGACUACGUUUUCUAGUUUUGAGCCAACCACAUCUUAGUAUCUCUAAUUUCUGAUCGUCCUGUGUUUUUUAAUCAUAAAACAAGUGAGACAAUGGAAAUCAUAAAUAUUUGUAGUUUCACAAUUCAUAAGAGUGUUACUGAGCAGAAAUCCAUCGUCUCGUCAGUUUUUUUGUUUCCCAUUAUUUUGCUUUUUUUGCUCAUUUUUUCUGACGUAUUUUGUUUUGAUGGCCUAUUUUGAGAGAACAAAAUUAAUGAUUACGACCGAAUUGAAAAAUUUCAUGAGUUAUAGUUCUUUUUAAGUUCUGAAAAAAAUUGCUUUCAAAAACCAUUGAAGCAAGAAGAAGAAGCCUUCUCAUGACUAAUUCUUCUUAAAAAAUCGGUUAUUCAUUUUCUUCCCAGUAGAAGGAAGAUUUUACGGUUUUUCUAAGAUUCUUUCAGUCAUUUUUUGAAAAGAACUUUGAGAUUAAAAGCCUGCAUAAUAGUUCAAACACUUGAAUUUAUCUCAAGAUUAUCCUUUCUGGGAGGACUCAGGUUAGUCAUGUUUUCCUCCAUUUUUAUGUGUAGACAAGAGUUCUUCUAAGAUUCAGACUUCCUCUUUCUGAUCUUUAUGAUCUUGACUUGGAAGAAAAAUGAUCAGUAUCUCAAAAUACGCUUUUCCCCAUUUUGGCAAGCUUUUUUCUAAACGGAUAAAAAUGAGGAAAAUCGGGUCGAGGCUGUGUCUUCUUCGCAAUAGGUGUGCAAUUACAGCGCCUGAUCGAGUAAUGAGCCCACUGAAAGAGCCUCGGACACUCCCUCGGAGACUUUUUUGUCUAGUCAUUUUCAUCUCCCUCAAUAUUCGAUUUGAGCGGAUGCUUUCCAGUUUCGUACAUAUUCCAGCAUACCACCUUUUUGCAUACGGUAAAUGCAUUAUUUACCAAGUUUUCUCAUGAAAAAUUACUGUGCUAUACACAACUUUUGAACUUUCCCACUCUCUCAAAUUUUUCGGGAUAUUACAAAAACUCUGAGAAAAUGAUAACAUUUUCUAACUUCCAUCAGUUAUUAUAACUUUUUCAGUUUAUUUAUUUUACUGUAUUUGCUUUAUCUUAACUUCUUUAUUGCCUUGAAGUUUCUCAGAAUGAGUCACCAAUGAAGUUUUUGUUAGUUUUCUUACCGACGAUUUUUCUGAAAACGUUCCUUUUGCGACUUCCAUUUGUGGUGCAGUGAAGCGAUGCAGCACAAAAGUAUUGCUCCCUUAUACACAAUUUUUGUUUUUGCCGAAUCUUGCUCUCGUCACGUUCGUAUGAUGAGAGAAACCAACAAAAUCUAUUAAAAGUUUCAUCUAGUUUUAAUUUGUGCUUUUCCACUCAGAAGCCUUUUACAGAGAAUUGGGCGAAGUUAUUCCAAUUAAUAUAUGUUUGAUUUUUCGAAAUCCCCUGACUAAAGACGAAAAGAUUAUUUGAUAAAAAACUGAAACGCUACUGCAAAACUUGUCAGAAAUAGUGAUGAAAGCGUAAACAUUGUUAUUUUUGACGCGCUAAUUAGUGUCCUACGCCGUUUCAGACGCUCUACUACCGUACCUUCAUUAAUCGCCUGCUCUCAUACGCAAACCAAUCACUUCAACGUUUUUCUCUCAAGAGAAUAGGUCGUCUCUCAGCCAAGUUGAGAGAGAAUUUUCAAGUUUUUAUUUUUUUUAUUUCGUCUAGUGAUAUUUUUUUUGAUCAUUAUCAGUGAAUCUCAUUUAUUCUCCUGCAAAGUGUUGAAAAUUUUGGAAACUCUAAAUGUUUCCAAUAAACCAAUUUUCUUCGUUCAAUCUAUCUUUUUUUGUCUAAAAGCGAAAAUUACCACAAACACCAAGCCUACAUGACUAAACUGCGCUCAUUAAAGACUAAUCCGCCACCGAUCUUUAGAUUAUUCAAGCCUUAUGUUUCGGCGAAAAAAAAAAUUCCACAAGUAUAUAAUCCGUUUGUCGCCACAAGUAUUCCUCCCCCAGUUUGUGCCGAGUCUUUUCUCGUUAAGAUUGACUGAAAGAAAAAGUUCCACUUUUGAAUUCAAGACAGCUGGGUACUCUGAUGGAGGAAGAGUCGACGAGCUACGCGAACGACUCGGGAAGUCUGGCCGACAUUCCGGCAGACUGGUGCUUCAACAUGGAAGUCUGGCUGCAGCACUUCGCUCCACCUAACAUCAGCUUGACCAUGACCGCCAAAUACUCCUAUUACAAACUUUUCAGGUUUUCUUUUCACUAUCAAAUGUCUUGAGGCAUCUUCAGCUUCUGUGUUUUGUUAAUCAAAUCCGGCUUAGUUUUGAUCUCGGGGAUUUUUCGCCCUGUAGAGUUUAUUUACUUGGGGAAGAAAAGCAUAACAGCUAUGAAUCUGCAUCAGAUGGGGCACUGCUAGUCCGUCACCAUCUAAUGUAAAGAAAAUGCUAAAAUUUGUAUCAUACCAACAAAACAGACAGAUUUAAUAUUUUCAUUUGCAGCUUUCGUUACAAUGGCGUCUUGACUCUGAUUUUGGUAAUCCUGGGACUGAUUGGAAGCUCUUUACUAUUACGACAGGUUCGUUUAGUUAGCUGGGAAAGUCAUUGAAAUUUCGAAAGUGCGUACUUAUCCGUUCACGGCGGGAAAAAGUUUUAAUAAUAUCUCAGAUAUUUCUCUUUAUGUAGCGAAACAUUUCUUUAAUAUAUAUUGGCGAGAAAAGUAGCAUAGAAGAGAUUUUUCAGAUCUACUGCUCCAGAAUCUUCUCGAAGCGGCUGGCCGUUCAUCUUGGAGUGAUCUGUUUUUGGGACAUUCUCUACCUACUUUGUUGCCUCUGUGAGUCAAUUACCGGACUUUUCCCAAUUAUUUCUCGAUAUUUUGCAGCCACCUAUUGCAUCCCGGCGUUGGUUUUGGAUACCCCGCUCAUAUAUGGCUGGUUUUCAUAUGUCUUAUUUUUCUUGCAACCUUUUGCCUCUUUGUGCGUUUCUUGCACGAUUUGGCAAGUAUUUGCCAUCACACUUGAAAGGUGACCAUUGGGAGUUUCAGUAUAGGCUAAUGAGUUGAAAAUACAGAUACCUUGCCGUUUCCUCUCCGCUGGAGCAAAGAACUCGCAAGGCAAAGUUUGGAGUUGGAUGGAUUUGUUUCGGGAUUACUGUUGGGGCUUGCAUUAUAAACUUGCUGCCAGUUCCUUUUGAAUAUCAACUGGUUCGAGAAAGUUCUGAAAAAUAUCCAGUUUCCGAAUUCAGGUCGAUUGCUAUGAAGUUUCGGUUGUAGAUAACAAGGCAAACUUCAGUUUUCACACUAUGUUGAAACCGUACAACGAUAACAGGACUAGGAUAUACAAAUUUGGUAAAAAGAACUUAUCGAAAUGUAUCGCAUCAUUUGCUUUUAGUUGUUCACUUCUUCCCUGAUUUUUUGUUCCGUGCCCCGCUUCCAAUUGUCAUCAUCGGAACUUUGACAGUGAAGACGAUCCAAACCUGUAGCCAAAGAACUGUUGGGAACUUUCAAAUCGGCAUGAGGUUCAGUCGAAACAUGCCGCUCCGUCUUUCUGUAAGUCGAACUUAUGAAUCAAAGACCUCGGAUGAAUAAUUAAUAAAAACCUGUUUUUCCGCUCAUUUCCCUCAAAGUGCUCUUCAAUUAGUGAGAUUCAUAGUAAACUUGUCGAGGUUUCUAGGAAUUAGUUGAUUAAGUAGUUCUACAAAAACGAUGAGAACCAAGGCAAAUUAAACUUGAGGUUAUGUCAGACGUAAAUUGAAGCUGCAAGCAAACUUAUGAUUCAAAAAAAUUGGAACUAAUUUUAAGAAAAUAAAGAAUCAAAAAGCAGAUAUGAAAAAUUCUCCCGAACGUUUUCUGAAGUUUUUCCAAAUACUUAUCCAUUCCAGCUUCUCAAUUUCAAAUUCAUCCUCUGCAACACUCUCUACAUGUUCAAUACCAUCCUUCUCGAGCUUCUCGGAUACGGAGAUAUGGAGUAUGAUCCCAUUUCUGAAUGUUUUUGAAAUGAGAGUUGUUCAGAACCGGAGACUGGAAUGGCUACAUUAACUCUUUCUAUCUAACUGACGCGUCGAACAUGUUGCUCGUCGUGCACAGUGCCACCAACUGGCUAUUGUUCUACAAUUUCCCAACUUUGAAAAGAGUAAGAAACUCCACAGAUGAUUCAUAAAUUUCUGCUCCAGCGCAAGGAACCCACGAGUCUGACGCUAACGAACUCGAUUAAGCAGAACUCGGUGAAAACUCGAGUGGCCGAGCACAUCUACAAACAAAUCGCACCGGUGCAAGUCUUCAUUGGAGCGGAUAUCAUGCACAAAGUAUAAUAUUUUGAAAAUUAAAGAGUCUCAUUUUAGUUACGCUGUUAAGGUAAAAAAUGUCACUCCACGUAAUUUUCUCAUUGUCUUAUAUCACUUUUCUCUCAGCUCUGCAACGAAAUCCCCGAAGUUCAUGCAAUCGUGUUUGAUGGGGAGGAAACUGAAGACGAGAAGCAAGAAAUAUUGGCUGAACAUGGGAUCAAAGUCGGAGAGUUCGUUCAUCACGUUUUCAGAUGGUGACAGCUUUAGAUUACGCGCUUUUCUAAUAACUUCAACGUUUUCAGGUUUGGCGAAAUGUCGCGAAGAAACACGAAGCGUUUGGUGUGCAAAUCAUUGAUGAACUCAGAGCUCCGCAACAAAUAUCAGUUCAAGCCCCAUCAGUGGAAACAAAUUCGAACUGCCGUCGUUCAUGUCAUUGUUAAGCACGUCACCAAGUCUGAUUUGUACUCAAAGACUCUUUUCAACUUCAAACACAGAGACGCACAUGGCAAGAUCGGACUUUUCAACGCCGAUGAAAUAGAAGACUGCGCGACAAGGAUUUUCAACCACGUCCUCAGCGAAAUGCGAAGCGGCGUCCUUUGCGCCAACGUCGAGCAACGGCAGAAGGUGCAAGUUUCCUCGAAAACGUGAAACUAGAGAUUUCUUCAUUCACUGAUGACUACUCCACAUAAUAGAAAACGAUAGAAAAGAACCGAAUCUUUCUUUGUGAAGAUAGUUCUUCGCUCUUUUCGCACUUUCAAGACCGAAUGUAUGUAGCCUAUUUCACUGAAUUUCGUCGUAACUUAUUUUCGGGAUGCAAAGAAACCGAAAGUUGACCAAAAACGUUAAUUGGGAUAAUUUUAACUUUUUCGAAGCCUUUCAACAUAGUUAGCAUGAUGAGAAGAAGCCACAAUUUCUUAAUCCACUAAUAUGAUAAUCGUUAAUUUAUCCUGACAAUGCAUGAGAUUAGUUGCAUUGUGCUCAUAGAGAUUGAGAUUAUAAAUAAUUCUGAUCCAGAGAUUUUCAACACUUCAGUUUGAUGAAUAGUUGUUCAAUGACUUAAGUUUUAAAUAUAUAAAGACUCUGAACAAAAAAAGUAUUUGAGAUUGAACUUUUUAGAAUGUCUUCAUUAGCAAAAAGAAGUGUUUUUUUAGCUAUCACGAGUGGAGAGAAGCGACUAUGUGAGGUCCAUGUCGACCGGAGUGAUGUCAGUCUCUCGGGAGCCUCCGCGCAAGUCUCAGUCCGUCUCCAUUCGAUUCCAGUACUCUGCUUCCAUUGAUAACGUCAAAAAUGAGCAAGCACUCAUUGAAAAUGUUCAAUAA